UCUCCCCGCGGCUUCAAACCGCCGCCCGAGAAAACGCUUCUCCGGCGCACCUUGUGCCGAAAGGGCCCCGAACGUCCGUGCGCGGACACGGCCGGGCGCCGCGAGCCUUUGGCACCCGGGUCGCCGACCGGCUCUCCCUGCUUGGCUUGCAGCCCGGAGGCCGCGCCCCGGAAGGCGGCGGGCACCCCCAAGAUCUACACCAGGACCGGAGACCAAGGCUUUUCCAGCACAUUCACGGGGGAAAGAAGGCCCAAAGACGACCUGAUCUUCGAAGCCCUGGGGACGCUGGAUGAACUGAGCUCAGCCAUAGGGUUAAGUGCUGAAUUCGGGAGAGAACAUGGCCAUUCGUUUGUGGAAGAACUUCACAAGGUCCAGUGCGUGCUGCAAGACGCCGGCUCCAAUGUGGCGACUCCCAUCUCCUCAGCCAGGGAGUCACAUUUGAAGCGGACGUCAUUUAGCAACAAGCCCAUAGAGGAGCUGGAAUCAUGGAUCGACGGCUACUCAGAUCGGCUUCCGCCGCUCACUGCUUUCAUCCUGCCCUCCGGCGGCAAGAGCAGCGCUGCGCUCCACCUCUCCAGAGCCGUCUGCCGCAGAGCCGAGAGGCGUGUUGUUCCUUUGGUGAAAACGGGAGACGUGGAUGCCAAUGUAGCCAAGUAUUUGAACAGGCUGAGCGAUUACCUGUUUGUAUUGGCCCGCUACGCCACAAAAGGAGAAGGGAAGGAGGAGAAAAUCUACAGGAGGAGGGAGCUGUGAGACGAAGCAGCUUUGGGGGCAAGACGGGGGAGCCGUUCCAUGGAGCCGGCGCAGGGUGGGCGAGACCAAACCGAACAACGCGCUGCAGCCGGAGGGACGGGCUGCUCCUGCAAGCUGCCCAUGCCCACCAGUCC
Molecule: messenger RNA, 887 nt
Organism: Varanus komodoensis (Komodo dragon)
Lineage: Eukaryota; Metazoa; Chordata; Lepidosauria; Squamata; Varanidae
Gene: MMAB
Product: metabolism of cobalamin associated B
Exons: 8
Molecular function (GO): corrinoid adenosyltransferase activity
Source: RefSeq, a predicted model, not a curated record